This is a messenger RNA of Aspergillus sclerotioniger CBS 115572, 1956 nucleotides long. Its product is annotated as SPX-domain-containing protein. The transcript is spliced from 3 exons. Gene Ontology annotation, molecular function: inositol hexakisphosphate binding. Gene Ontology annotation, biological process: cellular response to phosphate starvation; phosphate ion transport. Gene Ontology annotation, cellular component: Golgi apparatus; cytoplasm; plasma membrane. NCBI's taxonomy places the organism in Eukaryota, Fungi, Ascomycota, Eurotiomycetes, Eurotiales, Aspergillaceae. The record is from RefSeq and is a predicted model, not a curated record. The coding region runs from base 106 to 1725 and encodes 539 amino acids.
ACCGGUCCUUGCCGCUGAUGAUCGCUCGUCCUGCAUAUAACCUGGUAGCCGUCGCUUGCUUGCUCUGUCUAGUAUCAUGCCUGUCCACACCUCCGUCUUCUCACCAUGAAAUUCGCCAAGGAGCUGGAACAGCAACUCGUUCCAGAAUGGCGGGCCAAAUAUCUGGACUAUAAGACCGGCAAGAAGAAGGUGAAAGCGAUUUCCCGAUCCCUCCAAAAGGCAACCCGAAGCCCCAGUCAUCCCUCCCUCCAGCGACAUACUUCGGUACACGGCGAUCAGCUCGAGCGACCCGUCGGUUCUGAUCGCCCUUCCCCGUUCCAACGCACCAGUAGCAGGCUCGAGGUCAAUGAUCCGUCCCAUAACCCAUCCACGCCGGUUAGAAGCAAUGGUCCCACACCGCGCUCGCCGCGCUCGGGUUCUAGUCGGAGCGAGCGUCAGCCGUUGCGGGUACCUGGGUCUCGAUUUUCUGGGGUCGUUGGAAGCUAUGGAAGUAUUAUCGCCUCCCCACCGCUGAAUGCUGCAUCGUCGGACGUCGCCUCCCUCCAACUCCCAGAUCCCGCAAUUGACCCCAAGGAGAAUGAUUUUUCGUCCGAGAGAGAUACGGAGCGGAGCAGUGUGCCUGAAAGCCCGUCUCCGGUGAUGUCACGCCAUGCGAGCACACGGACAGCGACCAAGAGCAUGGCCCGUCAGAGCCCCUCGACGCCCCAGUUAACCGUGAAUAAGGAGCCCAAGAGAAAUACGAUCUCCGGCCCGACGACUAGGAGAGGCUCGCUUCUCCAGCGGGUCCUGUCCUACCCGGACUGGGACGCACCAGAGAAGCGUGGAACCCUAGACGGCGCCUCCGAGUUUGAAAAGCGACAAGACGAGUUCUUCAGCUUUCUCGACGAGGAGCUGACCAAGAUCGAGUCCUUUUAUCAGAUGAAGGAAGAGGAGGCCGCAGAACGUCUCAAGGUGCUCCGGCAUCAACUCCAUAUCAUGCGUGAUCAACGCACUCAGGAAGUCUUGGGAGCCAGACACGCCCGGCCUGAGAAGGAAGGGACGCAAAAGUCCCACACAUUCGGUGGAUUUGGUGGAAUCACUAGCUUCGGCAUACGGGACGCUCUUGCUGGACGCCAUUUUGGAAAGAAUUCCAAAGCCCUAGCGGAGUUGGGUACCCCGUCGGCAGCCCUGCAAGGACAGGAUCCUAACCGUACCGUGACUCGUCGGGACUUCACACGUCGACCGGAAGACCCGCCAAACACCGAUGUCUCUUAUCGCUCCGCUAAAAGGAAGCUCAAGCACGCGCUCCAGGAAUACUACCGGGGUGUCGAGCUGCUGAAGGCGUACGCCUACCUCAACCGAACCGCCUUCCGAAAGAUCAAUAAGAAAUACGACAAGGCUAUCAAUGCGCGUCCUGCCAUGCGUUAUAUGUCUGAGAAGGUCAACAAGUCGUGGUUUGUUCAGAGCGAGGUCACCGAGAACCUGCUGGCUGCGGCGGAGGACCUGUACGCCCGUUAUUUUGAGCGCGGCAACCGCAAGAUUGCCGCUUCGAAGUUGCGUCACACUAUCAACAAGGCGGGGGACUAUUCCCCCAGCACGUUCCGGGCCGGCCUUCUUUUGAUGGCCGGUGUCCUGUUUGCUGCUCAGUCAUUGGUGUACGCCGUCCAACACCUUCACGGUGACGAUGGCACGCUGCGGACCCACACAAGCUACUUGCUUCAGGUUAGUCACUUGAACCCUCAGUGAAUAUGGUCAGCCAGCUAAAUCCGCGCAGAUAUAUGCAGGCUACUUCCUCGUCGUGCUCCACUUUUUGCUCUUCUGCCUCGACUGUAUGGUCUGGACUCGAGCCAAGAUCAACUACGUCUUCGUGUUCGAGUACGAUACGAGACAUGCGUUGGACUGGCGCCAGCUGACCGAGCUGCCGUCCUUUUUCCUCUUCUUAUUAGGCCUUUUCAUGUGGCUCAACUUCAUGACAAU